Messenger RNA from Scomber japonicus (chub mackerel), 1195 nucleotides. Its product is annotated as tumor necrosis factor receptor superfamily member 14-like. Gene Ontology annotation, biological process: immune response; signal transduction; positive regulation of T cell migration. Bases 31 to 699 code for a protein of 222 amino acids. Gene Ontology annotation, molecular function: protein binding; transmembrane signaling receptor activity. The transcript is spliced from 6 exons. Gene Ontology annotation, cellular component: membrane; external side of plasma membrane. Lineage: Eukaryota; Metazoa; Chordata; Actinopteri; Scombriformes; Scombridae. The record is from RefSeq and is a predicted model, not a curated record.
AGACUCUGAAAUAUCUCAUCAGCAUGUGAUAUGUUUUCCACGUUAUUUGUCUUUGAGAUGGUUGCUGUCUUCACGGUACGAACAUUAUGCUGCAGAGUUAAUGAGUACAGCACACGGGACGGGCAAUGCUGUCCAAUGUGUCAUGAAGGAACAGUUGUUCGAAGAGACUGCACACCACAGUCAGGCACACACUGCAUCCGCUGUGAGAAAGGGACUUUUAUGAACCAAGCCAGUGGUCUGAACAAGUGUUUUAUCUGCACUUCCUGUGAUCCAGCUCACGGUCUUUAUGCCCUGCAGAACUGCACAGAAGUAAACAAUACUGUUUGUGAAGUUAUAAAUGGGUAUUUCUGCAAAAGUUUGACAGAUACAGGAUGCAGUUUGGCAGAGAAACACACGAACUGUGAACCUGGUCAGGGGAUAAAAGAACCUGGAACCAGCAGAAAUGAUACAGUGUGUGAAGACUGUCAGCCGGGUUAUUUUUCACCAGAUGGCCUGAACUGCACAGCUUGGACAAUCUGCUCAGAAACUGAAGUAAAGGUGAAAGAAGGAAGCCAGACGAAUGACAUCGUCUGCGGUGCACCAGGUGCAUCAAGUGCAUCAAGACAUCAUUACUGCUUGUUAAGUCUACCUUUUUUAUUGUUAUUGUCACUGGUCUGCCUUAUGAGUAAACAUAAGUGCGUGCCUUGCAAUUCUGCCUAAUUUGUCUGAUGUUCUCCAGUGUUGUCCUCCUUGGCUUGACUAAAAGUUACUAAUUAUUGUAACCGAAAAACCCACGAACACGGCUCAGAACUAACUGGUGAACAACACUGGGAAUCUAUACACCUCUCACCUUUCCUGCCAUAAACUAAAGUCAGGACUGAUACCAGCACACAGAUCCUCUUUUUGAAUAAACAACAGACACAUUUAAAAUUGCACGCUAGUUAGAGGGGGGUUAGGGGGUUGGACCGAAGAUGGAUAACAGUGAGAGAAACCAGACCCCCCAUGCAUCUAGCCUAGUACCCUGGCCUCCUUGUUCCCACACACACAACAUAAACACGUCAGUAUAUAGCCUCACAUACCUAGACCACAUAUUGUGUAUUUUUACUAUUUUUAAAGAUCGAAGAAGGAAACCAAAUGAAUGGUUGUCAUGUGGAAGUGCAUCUUUAUCUUCUUUAUUUCCACCAUUAAAAAAAAAGCAAAGAAUUUGUGUUAUGUU